UUCAGACACUUUGGUGGUACAGGUAACGCUAUGGGAAAGACCGCCAUCGUGAUAGACAAUGGUAGUGGCUUUACUCGGGCAGGCUUUGCUGGGGAGGACAAACCCAAGUCAGUCCUGAAGACAACAGCUGUAGCUCCCAGCUGCCCAGCUGUGAUGUGGGAGACUCCAUGGCAUCGCACCACCACUGGCUGUGAGAUGGAAACUGCUGCAGCAUCUGGAAGCCACCCACUCAAGCAUGGCAUUGUUAUUGACUGGGAAGCCAUGGAGAACCUAUGGAGCCAUCUCUUCUUCUGUGGGCUGAGAGUCCCUCCUGAAGAUCACCCUGUGAUCAUGACUGACUCUCCCUCCUGUCCUACCACCAACCGGGAAAAGAUGGCAGAGGUGCUUUUUGAGGCCUUUGGCACCCCAGCUUUGUAUGUGGCUAACACAGGGCUUCUUUCCCUCUGCUCACAUGGCAGGGUCACAGGCCUUGCUGUGGAAGCUGGGGCUGGGGUGUCUCACAGCACUUCUAUCUGUGCUGGGCAAACCUGCAGGGAUGCCACCUAUCGUUUAGAUGUGGCUGGGUGCUUCCUUUCCAAACACAUGCACAACCUGCUGCUAAAGAGCUCCAAUAACCCACAGGUCCUCAAUGCCUUGGAGAAGAAGACAGUAACCCAGAUGAAGAAGCAGUGCUGCUACGUGUCUAUGGACUAUGAAAGAGACCUCCAAGAUGAAGUGCAGCAGCAUCCUAUCAGCUGCAAGACUCCUGAUGGCCACUGGAUAACCUUGACUAAGGAACGGUUCUGUUGCCCAGAGCCACUUUUUCAGCCAAAGCUGCUGGACCAAAAUUCUCCAGGUCUUCAUCUCCUUGCCUUCCAGAGCCUCCAGAAGAUGCCGGAUGAGUACAAGGAGGACAUGCUCAGUAACAUUGUGUUAUCAGGGGGCUCGUCAAUGUUCCCAGGCUUCCAUGACAGGAUGUGCUCUGAGCUGGAGGUGUUGUUCCAUGGCAGAGGUUACCAGAUUAAAAUUCUGGCAAACCCAGAAAGGAGUCUGGCAGCCUGGGCUGGAGGAUCCAUGGUAGCUUCACACAAAUCUUUCCAGCACAGGUGGAUGACAAAGAGCGAGUACCAGGAACAUGGGGCAGAGCAUGUGCACAAGAAAUUCAAUUAG
Messenger RNA from Gavialis gangeticus (Gharial), 1149 nucleotides. It is a transcript of the gene ACTL10, whose product is annotated as actin like 10. The coding region runs from base 31 to 1149 and encodes 372 amino acids. The transcript has a single exon. Lineage: Eukaryota; Metazoa; Chordata; Crocodylia; Gavialidae. The record is from RefSeq and is a predicted model, not a curated record.